AAGGAGAAAGAACUUACUUAAUGACCCUGUGAUGGACCCCCGGGCUCGUGCUGCUUUUACAUCCUGUGCGCGCCAGGAGCUUGGCUGACGUCACGGUUACUCCGAAUGACCAAAUAAGGAAAGUGACAGAUGAAAGUGACACGGGCUCAGUUUUCCGUGUUUGCGACGAGAAAGUUCAGGUGUUCACGGCUCUGAGGAGUCUGGCCCAGGAGAAACCGUUGCGUGCGACUGUGUGUGUCGGUCCGUGUCUGUUAGUGAGUGUGUGUGUGUGUGUGUCCCAGUCUGUGUGUGUGUGUGUGUGUGUGUGUGUGUGUGUGUGUGUGUGUGUGUGAGCUGCUGUAGUUUCUUGAGGAACGAGAAAAGAGGAAGCAGUCCCGCCCUCCGCAGCAGCCUGGAGGCCGAGGACCGAGCAGAGCGGAGCCCGCCUCUCAUAACAGAUUCAGGCCGAAACACGGUGCCGUUCUCCGGACGCACUCUCAGCGGGAGGACGGUAAAUCUGCGGCGGGACUCUACGGCUCAGGUGUGGGUCUGAACCCGACUUUGACCGUUGGAAAGCUGGUUACAGACAAUGAGCUCCAUGUGAAGAAGUUUCCCUCUACUCGAAUUGUUCAGUGCGGACUGUGAUCGGCGGGACUCUGACUCAGGCCCUGGAAGAUUUCUGAUCCGGAUCUCAGUUGAAACCAGUAUGAGUGGAGAAGAGGAAAGAUUCAAACUGGUGGUGGUGGGAGGAGGAGGGGUGGGGAAGAGCGCACUGACCAUCCAGUUCAUCCAGUCCUACUUUGUGUCAGACUAUGACCCCACCAUCGAAGACUCCUACACCAAGAUCUGCACCGUGGACGGCAAGGAGACCCGGCUGGACAUCUUGGAUACAGCAGGUCAGGAGGAGUUUGGGGCGAUGAGGGAGCAGUACAUGCGCUCAGGAGAGGGCUUCUUACUGGUGUUUGCACUCAACGACCGGGGCAGCUACCAUGAGGUCCAGAAAUUCCACACACAGAUCCUGAGAGUGAAGGACAGAGAUGACUUCCCUAUGGUGCUGGUUGGAAACAAGGCUGACCUGGAACAUCAGAGAGUGAUCUCCAGAGAGGACGCUCAGGCCUUCGCCAGAGAGAACAGGAUCCACUAUAUGGAGGCUUCAGCCAAGAAUCGCUAUAAUGUGGAUGAAGCCUUCCUGGAGUUGGUGCAAAUUAUCAGAAGGUUUCAGGAGAUGGAGAGUCCUCCUCCUCCAGCUCAUCACACAGGGAAACAGAAGAGUGGAGGUUGUCCCUGUGUCCUCCUCUAAGCACUGUUACUAUGGACACCAACACCUCGUCCCUCUGCAGCUUUCCAGAAUGGAUAUUCUGUGUGUGUGUGUGUGUGUGUGUGUGUAUGUAUGUGUAGGGGGUGGGGUGGGGGGGGUAAGGUGCAUCAUUAUCUUUUUAAAUGGUUUCAUUUGCACUUUUGCCAAAAGCAACUUUUAAAUGAGUGUAAUCUUUUCUGUUAAUGAGAGGGACUAAACGCUGUGGGGCUGAUCCUGCCUGUCUCAGUAGCAGCACAGUAACACACAGGAAGUAAGUACUGUGACCAAUACUCUACCUGUGACAAUGUAACUGUACUUCAUAAGUGCCUACAAACAGAAAUGGCACCUACAUGUGCAAAUGACCAAACGCUGCAUCCUGCAGUGACAUCAUCAGCACACAGCUGACUGUUAGGACUAUCAUAACAACAACUACACUUUAUUUUCCAACACAAAAAUGUGUAUGAAACAUUUCAACUUGCUGAUGAAAUGUGGCACACCCCAAGAAGAGCAGCAGAACAUCUGUGUGCUGUGGUGUUCUCUGCCGACCUGCAGGGGGCAGCAGAGCCCUACAGCAGAGCAAGAGAGAGAGACAGGGAGGAAACAAAGCUGUAGUUGUGUCUGUUGUUUGUAGCCGCCUCUCCAUCUUUCCACAUGUGUUGCCUCAACCAGUUAGAAUAUUUAGAAUGUCCAUGAACACCAGUCUGAUCAGGGCCUCAUCAGGGUCUACAGGAUCCACAUUAUUCCAGUUUGAGGACUUGGGCUCAGCCUGCACCAGUUGGAUGAGCAGGAGUCAAAGUUUUGGAUCAGGAACUGGAGUGAUGUGUGGAGAGGUGAUCAGCAGGCUGGCCGUGCUGCGGUGUUUCAGCCUCUGAGCAGAGGACGACAUGUCAGGUUGUUCUGGUGAUGGUGAACUGUAUUCUGGUACGAAUGACUGUGUCUCCAUGUUGCCUUUAGUUUGUACUUCAUCACAGUUCAGACCUGUACAGUCAGCAGGUCAAAGGUCAGCCUUGGCCUCAAGUACAGCAGGUUCAUAAAAUAAUCCUAACCUAAUCCAGGUUCACUUACCAGCUUUCUUUAGAGCUUUCAACUGCAUCAUGUGGGACUUAGCUGUUAUCACAUGACCUGAGUGUGGAGGCUGUGGUCAUGUAUGAGGACAGGUGGUAGCAUCUGACUGAUGUCAGGUGUGAAUGACUUCUAUGACCUUUGACCUCUUCCACUGGAGGCUGUGAGAUGUUUUGGUCUGAUGUUGUCACCUGUUAUCACAUGACUGAAGUUUCUUACUAAGGUCACAUAAUGACAAGCGAGCCGUCUCCAUGACAACUGAGCAGGCUCCACUCAGUAAUGUGUUCAGUAAUGAAUGGAGCCUGCUGCUUAUUUGGAGGAAAAGAUGAACUCAAGAUGAUGCACAGCAAGAAAACAAACCUCUCUCCCAUGUGUAAAGCUUCAGGCAGUUUGGUUUCACUUCUCCCUUUUAUUAAGAAUUCCUAUUUAUAUCUACCGUUUAACCUGCAAUUCACAUCAGUAGUUUUAUAACAAAAGUCAAAUCACAUUUAUACAUCAUUAAAACAUGUAUCUGAACAUUU
Molecule: messenger RNA, 2859 nt
Organism: Lates calcarifer (barramundi perch)
Lineage: Eukaryota; Metazoa; Chordata; Actinopteri; Centropomidae
Gene: rras
Product: RAS related
Exons: 6
Coding region: 686-1279 (197 amino acids)
Biological process (GO): signal transduction
Cellular component (GO): plasma membrane
Molecular function (GO): GTP binding; GDP binding; GTPase activity
Source: RefSeq, a predicted model, not a curated record